Guyanagaster necrorhizus is the source of this 1079-nucleotide messenger RNA. RefSeq lists its product as uncharacterized. Bases 88 to 738 code for a protein of 216 amino acids. Lineage: Eukaryota; Fungi; Basidiomycota; Agaricomycetes; Agaricales; Physalacriaceae. The record is from RefSeq and is a predicted model, not a curated record. The transcript has 3 exons.
CGAACAGGCGUCCAAGACCCGUCGCGACUCUUUUAGAAUCAUUCAAAUUUCCUCUCGCCUAGGUGCUUCACCGUCGUCAAAAUUUCAAUGGCUGUAUCUACAUCGACAGGCUUCCCUCUACCCCAGGAGCUGACCGACAUGAUCAUCGGCGAACUCAAAGGAAACCCCUCCUCUCUAUUCGCUUGUUCUCUUACCUGCCGCUCCUUCCUUUCACCUUCUCGUAGGCAAAUAUUCUCUGCCGUGGGCUUCGACAACGCAGAUCACAUCCGACGAUUUUACGUUAUAUGCACAGAAUCCCCAGAAAUAUCCUCUUGUGUAAAUUAUCUGUUCCUACAGAAUUUUUCACACUGGAGUGUCACGGCAGAUGAGCAUUUAACGCCCAUCGUGAAAUCCCUAGUUAAUCUUGAAUCUCUCUCGUUGCUCGACGUCUCGUUCCGCGAUCUUUCAAAGGAACUCACCACGAUGCUUUCCUCAUGCCCACUGCAGGUCCUGGCUCUUUGGGACCUAACGGUGGAUGACACUCAGGCAUUAUGUUCGUUUCUUCGCCACUGUCAUCAACUCCACACGAUGUCGAUAUCUGGCAAUCUCAUCGUUACUGGUGGCCAGGCUGACGUCUCCAUGUGUGAAGACAAUGACCCUUCCGUCGUAUCCUCUCUCCGACAUCUAGUUAUUACAUGCUUGAGCAUCUCACCAUACGCAUGCAAUACGAUGGCGACCCUUAUGACUAUUUCAGCCUAGAGAACCUUUCGCUUCUGAAAAGAAUCAUAGACCUCAACCGUGAUAACGACACGCUAAUCCGCGUUUCAGCCUUGUUCAUACUAACAUACAUCGAUAGCCGCACCCCUUCUCUCUUUGAUCUUCCCCUAUCUCACCUACGUGCCCUAUCUUUGUACCUAGGAGAUUUCCCUGAUAUAUUGAGAGUCAGUCCGCUUCCUAUCCUAGGCUGGUGGACGAACGCGCUCAGACCAUCGCCUAACGUCCCGACCCGUCUGGAGUCUCUAACGAUCCGACUUUAUCUCGAUGCCCAAAGCACCCACUUUCGUUCCUCCGCGUGUAAAGGGGCAUGGGCAAAUCUGGAU